AUGAAAUCAAUUACACCAGUCAUCUUAGUAGUCUUUGCUGCUUCCGCCGUGAUGGGUAGACCUAUUGCUAAGGAAUUUAACCAGAAAGAUUCCAUUGUCGAGUUUGGCAACGUUAUGGACAUUUCAGAAGAUGAAUUUCGUCAAAAACAAUUACUCUGCGAAAUUGGAUUUUGCACUAGCAACUGUCCAGAAAAUUGUGGUUUAUAG
Molecule: messenger RNA, 207 nt
Organism: Radiomyces spectabilis
Lineage: Eukaryota; Fungi; Mucoromycota; Mucoromycetes; Mucorales; Radiomycetaceae
Exons: 2
Coding region: 1-207 (68 amino acids)
Source: RefSeq, a predicted model, not a curated record